UUCCUUCCUUCCCUUCCUCUUCCUCUUGUGACGUUGAAAUCUUCCGGGAAGAGAAACCUCGCGCCAGUCGCGGAGCCGUCGCCGGACGUGGGCAGUCGUGCCUUUCGGAAUCUCAGGCAAAGAAGGGAAAGGAAAGAUGAAGAUGAAGAAAACGAGGGUGAAGACUGGGAAGAGGAAGUUCGGAGAGAGUGAAUCGGACCCCCGACAUGCGGCGGCACAGUUGAAAGGGAGGAAGAAACAAAGGGGCAGCGGAAAGGGACGGCAAAGCGGGCGCGGUGCCGGCACUGGACCUCGGCUCCCUCUGGGAAUCAAGAGAGAGCUCGCCAGCCUCGCUCGAGACAGUGGGGGCGAUGCUUCGGACUCGGGAAACGAGUCGACGGACAAUCCGCACCCGGGAGACUCUGUCUAUGAGUAUGACGAGCCGUUGCCGCAGGAAGAGACGAAGAAGAACCGGAGAUUUGAUCCUGUGGAAAAUUUCGAGUUCGAGCUGCCGGAAGAUUUUCAGGACGAAGAAAUUGACGAGGAACUGGCUUCUGUUGGUGGUUCCGGUGAAGAUGAUGAUGGUGAUUUUGGUUUUUUUGGUGAAGAUCUGAGGCGUUCUUCUACAUUUGGAAAGAGGCGUUCAGAGGAAAAUGACGAUGUGCGUGGUGAGGAUGAAUGUGAAUAUGAUGGAGAAGAUGAGGAGCAAGCAGGUGAAGCAGAAGAAGCAAAUUAUGACGACGGCGAUCAUGAUCCAGAAAGACAUUCGAGGCUGCUCCAAGAGAUUACAGGGUUGCCAAGGGAUGCCUUUGAGCGGAAUUUAGAGAAGGCCUUAUCUUCAAAGAUAAAUCUAGAGCCGGAGGAACCUUCGGGUCUUAAUGAGGCAAAAAGUGGUGGCACCAUUAGCGUUCAAGACCUCUUGGACCCUCUUUACGGAAAACCUGGAUAUAGUAGUCUCAGAAAGAGAAUGCAUCACUUAGAACGAAAAUCAGAGCCUGUGCGAGCCCCACUUCCGAAGGUGAUCCAGGAAAGAUUGGAUAGGACAUCGGCAUACAAGCUGUCUAAAGAUGACAUUACCAAGUGGGAGCCAUUGGUUAAGAAAAAUAGGGAAGCACCUACUAUAUACUUUGGUGAAGAAGUUCAAGCUCGAAUUCCUACUGUAGGAGAAAUUGCUUCUGAGUUCAAGCCAAGAACAAGUUUGGAGCAAAAGAUUUCCUCCAUACUGGGUAAUGCCAAGGUUGUUGAAGCUCAUAUGAAAGACGGUGCGGCACUUCUUGAGCUUAACAAGAUUUCUGUUGAAAGUGUAAGAGAGCGUCAGGGUCGUCUUGCAAAGAUGCGGAGCCUCCUUUUUCGACAUGAAAUGAAAGCAAAACACAUAAAAAAGAUCAAAUCUAAAACAUAUCAUCGUAUCCUUAAAAAGAAUAAGUUGAAGUCUAAAUCCGUUGAUGUUGAAGCAGAUCCUGAAGCUGCUAAAGAACAUGCUAUGAAGCAGGAAUUUAAGCGUGCCGAGGAAAGGAUGACACUAAAACAUAAAAACAGUUCUAAAUGGGCAAGACGCAUCCUAAAGCGUGGAUUGAAUGCUCAAGAUGAAGGAACUCGAACUGCCAUUUCUGAACAACUUAAUCAACAUGCCCUUCUAACAAGAAAGAUGAAUUCUAUGAAGGACAACAGUAGUAGUGAUAGCAGUACCGAUGAGGAAGAUGAGGAAGAAGCAUCUGCCUCGGAUGACGAGCAGGCAUCCAAGUUGCUGAAAAAUGCGAAAGAUAAAACCAUUAAGAUAAUUGAAGAAGAACAGGAGAUUCCCAAGUCAGGAUUGCUUUCCCUGCCAUUUAUGGUCCGUGGAAUGGAGAAGAAAAAAGAAGCUGCUUAUGAAGAGGCUCGCUCUGCUCUUGAUGAGUAUGACUCAUCUUUGAACCCUACGAAUGGUUCAAAUGGUACUAACCCUAAGAAAAAAGGUGCCUCAAGUGGUAGAAUGGUCUUCGGUGACACAAAAAAGCAAUCAUCGACAUCCAUGUCAAUGGUUAAACAGCGAGAGUUUAGUCAAGAGUUGAAUAGUGAAGAUGAUGAAGGUAAUUUUGGAAACAUGGGAAAUGACAAUGCUUGUCCAGAUAGAACUAAAGCUCCUGGGAAUGUGGAUGUUGAUCCUACAUCACUUUUGGAAGAUUUGGGUAUUCAGCAUGAUCCAGUGUUGAAGAGUGCUGAUGAUUUGAAGAGAGGGUCAGGUCCAAGGACGACUUUUGAGGUUUCAAUUUGUGCCCCAGAAUCUCUGGUCCAGGGAUGUAAAGAUGUAAACGUACCUGAGAUGGAGGAUCAGAAUCAUCAUCAAAAUCGGGAGGAAGUGAAGCAACUUGCUUGCUCUGACAGUGCUGAUGAGUCAGAGGAAGACAAUCAAUCUGUUGAAUCCAUGUCAGAUUAUGAGCUUCCAUCAAUGCCAGAGCUCAUAAAGCGUGCUUUUGCCAGUGAUGAUGUGGAGGAGGAGUUUGAGAAGGAGAAACUGGAAGCUCUGAAUGAGGAAGUUCCCAUGCCAGAGAAACCAAUGUCUCUUCCUGGAUGGGGACAGUGGACUGACGUCCAGGAGAAAAAAGGCUUGCCUUCAUGGAUCUUGGAAGAGCAUGAAAUUGCAAAGAGAAAUAGGGAAAAUGCACUUAAAUUGCGAAAAGAUGCAGAACUUAAGCAUGUAAUUAUAUCUGAGAGGACCAACAAGAAGGCUGAGAAAUUCUACACACCAACAUUACCAUUCCCACACAAAUACGAGGAAGUUUUCAAACAGAGUAUGAGAGUGCCUCUUGGACCUGAUUUCAACCCAGCAAAGUCAUUUCGAGAACUGAACCGGCCCCCGGUAAUCAAGACCCCUGGUGUUCCCAUAAACCCAAUCACGUUCAAAGAGGUGAACCCUCUUGAUAGUAAAUUAGAAUCCAAUACUGGUAAUGAGAAUCGCAAGUCAUUUAAGAUGAAAGGUGCCAAGAAGAAAAACAGUAUGAAGAAAAGCAAGUGACCAGUAUAGCAGUAUUAUGAAUGUGGAUUUGGGCGGACACCGUCAUUUGAUCUCCAAUUUGGUGGUUCCUGGUGCUUUGGUUGGUGAAGAUAUUCCUUGCGUUUGCCAUCCACAUGGAAUUUAUUUCGAGCAUCAUGGUAUUGAUUUUUUUUCAUCUAAUUUCUCAAGGUGAAAGAAAUCAACAGGGAGAACUAAUUAUUGAUCUAUAGAGAUUCGAGGAAUCAGCCAUUUUCCAACGGCAACGGGAAGUAAAAGUUAAGGACAAUAUCAAAGUUUUGGACGCAAAUUGUUUGAGUUAUCCAGGUGGGCGUGCAAGUGCUGGUUGUAUUUUAAGAAUGUAGCAUGAAGUGUGAUGCCUGGAUAACAUCGCAUAGAGACGUUUACAUAUAUAUUCACGUCUUCUAACAUCUGUAAUGAGUUAUUUUGUCAUGAGGAACACUGAAUAUUCUUAUUAGAGACACAGAAAUAAGAGUUAUAAGUCUCUUUGACAUUGCUUA
Nymphaea colorata (pocket water lily) is the source of this 3471-nucleotide messenger RNA. RefSeq lists its product as uncharacterized. Lineage: Eukaryota; Viridiplantae; Streptophyta; Magnoliopsida; Nymphaeales; Nymphaeaceae. Gene Ontology annotation, biological process: rRNA processing. The record is from RefSeq and is a predicted model, not a curated record. Bases 137 to 2974 code for a protein of 945 amino acids. The transcript is spliced from 11 exons. Gene Ontology annotation, cellular component: nucleolus; small-subunit processome.